AGUCUGUGUCUAUGAUCAUCAAAAGUGUUUUGCUCCAUGAUUAUCUCUAUAUAUAAAUUGCUUGGUAUCCACAAACUUUCAUAACCACAACUAGUAUCAUCAAUAAUGGUUGCUCCUCCUUGGGCUGUUCUAGCCCUAGCAUGGCUAGCUACAUUAACCCUCCUCUCAAAACUCAUCAAUCUCGGCCACCGUCGCCAAAAAGAACUUCCACCGGGUCCAAAACCAUGGCCGAUCAUCGGCAACCUAAACCUAGUUGGUUCCAACCCCCACCAAUCCUUCCACCUGUUAUCCAAAAAGUACGGCGAAAUCAUGCAACUUAAAUUCGGUUCCUUCCCCGUUGUGGUGGCCUCAUCCCCGGAAAUGGCGAAACAAUUCCUAAAAACUCAUGGUAAAACUUUUGCUUCCCGCCCUGCAACCGCUGCUGGCAAGUACACUAGCUAUAACUUUUGCGACAUGACGUGGGCGCCUUACGGGCCAUACUGGCGCCAGGCACGCAAAAUCUACCUCAACGAGCUAUUUAGCCCUAAGCAACUCGACACCUAUGAAUAUAUCCGAGUUGAGGAAUUGCACGCUCUUAUUUCGCGCCUUUAUGCCCUCUCGGGGAAGGAAGUUGCCAUUAGAGAACAUCUUGCCCGGUUCAUGCUUACUAAUGUGAGCAGGAUGGCACUGGGUGACAAGUACUUUAGCGAAUCCAAAUCUGAUAGCUCAGUGAAGCUCGAUGAACUUCGGGAGAUGGUAGAUGAGUGGUUUUUGCUUAAUGGCGUGUUUAAUAUCGGAGAUUGGAUACCGUGGCUUAGCUUCUUGGACUUGCAGGGUUACGUGAAGCGAAUGAAGGCUUUGUACAGGAAAUUGGACAAGUUUCACAAUUAUGUGAUUGAUGAUCAUAAGGCUAGAAGGGCAGGCGAUAAGGAUUUUGUUGCUAAAGAUGUUGUGGAUGUAGUUUUGAAGCUUGCUGAUGACCCUAAUCUUCAAGUUAAACUCACUAGUGAUUGUGUCAAGGGGUUAAUACAGGACCCAAUAGCUGUGUUAGAAUUUACCACCUCACCUACUCCCCUUACCUAACCUACCACCUCCACUACACUUCACCUACUACACCUAUAUCUCUCCUAUAUAAUGCACCCCUCACCAAUUGUAAUUCACAUCAAUCAAUCAAUAAUAAUAAUUCUCUUUAUAUCUCUUUAUA
Camellia sinensis is the source of this 1183-nucleotide messenger RNA. The record is from RefSeq and is a predicted model, not a curated record. Lineage: Eukaryota; Viridiplantae; Streptophyta; Magnoliopsida; Ericales; Theaceae.